AAUGUUCCCGAUUCGGGGCGCCUGCUUUUCAUUUCGUUCCGGGAAGGGAAAAUGAGGGGAAAAGCAUCUAUUUGAAAACUCAUAAUUUUUUUCUGAUUCUCAUUACUGAGGGAAAGAACAGAAAGCAGGCGGACCUGCUGCGAUUAUGUUCGUUUCCUCUCGGAACAACGUGUGACACGAGAGAGAGAGAGAAUGAGAGAGACGGUGAGAGAGAGAGAGAGUCGAGGAGAGACAGAGACGGAGAGAAACAGAGAAGCGAAAGAGAGAGACCUGCAUUUGUAUACUGCCGUCCAGACUUUAGGAAGGAUGAACUACGUCUCUGUGAAGGGCCCCCGAAGCAGCCAUGUCACAGCAGAGACUCGGAUAGCCGGCGAGGAGUCAGAAAUGACUGAAGACCUUUUGAGCACAAUCCUGCCAGAGGCAGCUGCCGGUUCAGCCGUCCACACCGCGACCCAGGAUCAAAAGACCACCUUAGUGUUGGUUUUCUUCCUCUUCAUCUUCCUGUGCCUUCUGAUUGCUCGCUGCUGCCGGAUCCUGUUAGACCCCUAUCAGAGCAUGUCUUCCUCGACGUGGACAGACUACAUGGAGAAGGAGGCGCGGGGCUACAGGAUGGCGUGAGGGGAAGGGAAGAGGAAGAAGAGCCAACAAGGAGAACCUUUCGUUAAUUCGGCUUCGGUCCCUUGGUCGACCCACGACGGACAAGCCUCUUACUCUGUAGCCGCUCACCAGUUAUCUACUGUUACCUGUCUGGUGUGUAUCAUUCCGCCGAUUAAAGCUACGAGUUCUCCUCAUGAACCAUGUCACCCACAGAAUACUCUAACUGCCGAUGAAGUAAACACGCAGUGUCCAGGAAAUGCCAGAGAAUUUACGGAGCGGUGAUAUAGAGUUUUGAUUACAAGUUUGACUGGACGUCGGGAGUGAUUCCACGCCCAGGUCUGGCAAGGAUGGUCCGAAUUCACCAAUCGAGCCUUCAAAGAGGGAAUUAUAAAUAAUAUUUAAAAGCUGAAUGGAGAAAGUGUUGGAACUUGUUCACCAAAUGUCAAAGACUUUUGCUGCAAGCGGACGCCUCGUUUAUUGGUUGUGCUGAGCUCCCAAUGUGAAUAUUGUUCAGUCCCGAAAGCAGCAGGACUAAUGAGGUUGAGGUGACCCAAAUUCAAAAUCAGAUAUUUAUUUGCAUUUAUUUCCUUUCCAAUGGCGUUGUUUUAAAAAUAACCCGCACAGUAAAUAGCCAAAAGAUCUGUGGUCUUCCUACUUUCUUGGACUUCUGACUGUAUUAGCCACCGGCUUCCACCGCUUUUCAUAAUUUCCCGGCUGCCGCAGGAUCCCACCACCAGUCACAACUUCCCCUCCGCAGGGACCACCCUCUGCCACUCCCUGGUUUACUCGUCCCUCGCCGUCGCACCCCCCCCCAUACCUGUCCCGACCCCCUCCUUUUAGAAACCCAAACAGCCCUUCCAGGUGAAUCAAAAAUUCACUCGCACCCCCUCUAACCUCGUCUGCUGCACUCGGUGCUGUCGAUGUGUCCGGCUCUACAUCAGUGAGACCGAUUACAGACUGGGUGAGCACUUUUCAGAACCUCUGUGCUGUGUGUGUGCUACAGUAAUCCCAGGCUCCCACUCACUUCAACUCCACUACCCCUAUCCACACCGACCUCCGCUUCCAAACAGAAAAUAGAGAAACAUCACCUUAUUCAGCAUGGAUAGUCUACAGCCCAGUGGUACAAACGCUGAACUUUCCAUAGAAUUCAGACGCUGUCUCUGUUUUCCCUCUCCCCCUGGUCCACCAGUGGUGAAGAGAUGUCAGUAGGUGGUCAAGAGGCUCGGAAUGGAGAUCUGGAGAUUGAUGACCACGGAUCCACCUCAUCACAGAUUACCCAGACGGGGCGGCAGAAUAGCGCAGGUUAUUUUCGCGCAAAUGGGUGACAGCAGUUCUGGGUAUGCAGUAUACAUAGGAUGUAGCUCAACAAAGUACAGAAACAAAUCCUUCAGCCACGAUGGGCCAAAUUAAACUGCACAUGUAGAACAUAUGCAUUUCAGUAAGGGGUUUGACAAGGUUCCCCGUGGAAAGUUCAUCCAGAAAGUCAGGGGGCACGGGAUCCAGAGAAACUCGGUUAUCUGGUUCAGAAUUCACUCGGCCACAGAAGGCAGAUGCUGGUAGUGUAGGGUAGCGCAAUUAGGAGAAAUGUACAUAAUUCACAAUCACCGACAUCGAGUUGGGGUUUCGCCUUAAGAGGCCGGUGUGAUGUGAUGUGUUUUUGUUGUGUCGUUUUUUUGAAGUUCAAUAAAAUGUGU
This is a messenger RNA of Mobula hypostoma (lesser devil ray), 2291 nucleotides long. Its product is annotated as cortexin-3-like. The record is from RefSeq and is a predicted model, not a curated record. The coding region runs from base 193 to 618 and encodes 141 amino acids. Lineage: Eukaryota; Metazoa; Chordata; Chondrichthyes; Myliobatiformes; Myliobatidae. The transcript is spliced from 2 exons.